Molecule: messenger RNA, 21039 nt
Organism: Porites lobata
Lineage: Eukaryota; Metazoa; Cnidaria; Anthozoa; Scleractinia; Poritidae
Source: the annotation of a GenBank genome assembly
GACAAAUUUAAACGUGACGGUUUCACAAUGACGAAAUUUUGGGGGGAACUUCACAGAUUUCUACGAAAUAAUAUUCUCUUCCGGGGUCUAUAUUACGUUUAUAAGAGUUAGAUGUGAUACGAUAUUAAUUGUUACUCUCGUUAACGUAUACAAGUACGGAACUCAAGAAGUUUGGUACGGGAAGCAAAGUUGCAAAUUUGUGAUGGCGGAUGGUAUGCCAUACUUCAAGUCACAUAAAACUCCAGUUGAGAACUCCGAGGAGAGCUUGGAGGAUAUCGAAAAGCAGGCAUGUUUACUGUUUGAAGAGUUCUUAAGAAUUACAGAACCCGCAAGUUCAGCUGGUCGGCUUCGGCAUGCAAAGUCUGAGCACUCGGACUCUCCAGUCGUACGUAGUCUGAAGAAAUCAGUUGGAGGUAAGAGCUUUUGCGACUCAUCUUUUUCCUGCUUUUUCGAAAGUCUGUUAAGGGUUAGUUCAAGCUGGGUGAGAUCGUAGAACUUAAUAACGUGAGUCUUUGCUAGUUAUAUUAUGUGGGAUGUUUUUUCCGCGUAGAAGCACGGGUCACCUCAAAGACCUCGUCCUCACGUAAGGAUUGCCCGAAAGUGUAAACCAUUGACCUAAUUUUGUCGAGAUCGAGAACACAAUGCUUCCUCGAGAUAAUGCUUUACUUAAGAAAGAGAAAGAGCCAGCCAAAGAAAAGCGUAUCUUACGAUUUUAGCGGGAAAAACUAAAAAAUGAAACAUUUUAAAUUACAUUUGCAUGCCAUAUUUGAAUAAUAAUUAUUCAAUAUGUAUGUGCAUGAUCAAGGACUUGUUCUUCAGUUUAGAUAUGGGGAGCGGGGAUGAGUAGGUGGCUGUUUACAGCGGGGGGUGCAAUCCUCAAAAGCUGUCGUAAAUGGGGGCAACAUUUCGCUAUGAUGGCAAAAUCGGGUUACAGUUUUCACUUUUGUGUAUUAACAGCUAGAUUUACGCUGUAAGAUCCUAACAUGAAUUGAUAGACCUUUUUACCGAUACGGCGGCCAUAUUGAAUUAAUUCGAUUUAAGGAGUAUUAUAGGAUGCCCAGGGGGCAUGAGCACAGUUCAUUUGUAUUUUCGAGCGCUUUUCGGGACAUUUUUUUGUAAAGUUUUCGUAGAAUAAGAUUGUAAUGGGAAAAAAGAUCCUUGUGCCGUGUUUGGAUGUAAUAAUGAUCGCCUUUUUCCUGAGAAAUAUACAGUGAAAGACCAUAUUUCUAAUACUAAACUAGAAAAAGGCGAUCAUUAUUACAUCCAAACACGACACAAGGAUCUUUUUUCCCAUUACAAUCUUAUUCUAAGAAAACUUUAAGAAAAAAUGUCCCGAAAAGCGCUCGAAAAUAUAAACGAAAUGUGCUUAUGCCCCUUGGGCAUCCUAUAAUACUCCUUAAAUCGAAUUAAUUCAAUAUGGCCGCUGUAUUGGUCUAAAGGUCUAUUUUUCAAACACUGACCCUAUGAAUAGAUCCUUUCACAGUUUUUUCAACUUUUGACAUGUAGCAGUGAGAGAAAAUCUGUGACACAUUGGAAAGAGUGCUUUAAUAUCAGUAAACUUGCCAAGUUUGAAAGUGGUGGGCCUUAACCCUUUAAGCCCCGAGAGUGAUCAGUGUCAAAGUUCUCCUUGUAAUAUCAAGGCUUUGUAAAACAGAGUAGUAAUGAGAAUUACAGACAUGAUCACACAAGAUGCAUUUGCUUGAUAUUUUAUCAACUUCUCCCGACUUCUUCUGUAGGAAAUGAAUAGGGGCUAAAAAUGAGAAUUCAAAUAUUGAUCUUAGGGUUUAAAGGGUUACGCAAAGAUAUUGCUCCACAAAGUUGCAAAAAUUCACAGACAUUUGUAUGGUGCCCCCCACAUCAUAUCUCGGUGAGCAUUCGGAAGUCAGCCAAGCGCGGUCAUAGCACGCGUGCUGAACAAGAAUGCUGUAUCAUGACAGACUAGAAACAACAGAAAACUCUUAAAGGCACAAACUCAGCCAACACGCUAAAAAUCUUCAAUGUUUACUCAAGUUUAGGCUUAUAGACGAUAAUGUCACUGUUUUUCAAUGACCAUGAAAUUCAGAAUCCAAAUAGUUAGUUAAUCAAUUGUGGCUCUGAAAAAAUUUGAAGGAAAAAAAACUACAAAUUUUUAAGAAAAUGCUUUUUUCGUGAGAAGGACUCUUAAAAGCUGACAGAUUCAACAAAUAGCUAAAACUAUAAUUUCUGUAUGUUUGCAUUGCUCGAAAUCCCGCACAUUUACAAGGCUCUAAAGGUUUCUGCUGACUUGCAAGGACCCAUCUGUUAUAAAGAUCCCCAAAAUAAAGGGAUAAAUCUCAUAGUUUAUUAGAUAUAAUCGUGUAAAGUUUGCUUACCAUUUUUGCAUAAAUUAUGGCCUUAAUUUUUAAACUGCUGAAUUUUUCGCAUUGGAUCUUUGCGAUUUUGGUGAACAUCUGUUCAACGCAAGGCACUAAUACCCACUAUAUGUAGCCGAGAGAUUUUCACGAAAAAAUGCUGGCAACAGCAGAAUUUCGAUUCAGACCCCAAAGAGGCGUGGCACUAUAACCACGUGACAUUUACUCCGAUCGCCAAAAAUUUUAUGCUGUAUUGUAGAUUGAUCUAUAUGUUAUCCAUGCUAUACGUUAGACUUAGGAUCAAAGUAAAGGUGGGGAUACCAGAGAGCUUCAAAGUAGGAUGGUACCCUCACAAAAUAACUGGGUUGAGUCACCUUAAGGUAGCCCCAAAACAUUUUUGAUGGGUAGCAUUGAUUACAGUUCAUCUGUAUUUUGAAUUUCCCCCCCCCAAAAAACACUUGCCCUUUGGGCAAGUUAAGAACUGUCAGGAUUCACUGGCCUGAUUGCAAAAUCCACAAGCCCCAGGCUACCAGACAUGACUUUCUUUGCACACUGGUUACAGGUCAAAAUUAUUUUCAGGUUAGAAUCUUUUAACCUAGGUUGAUUCUCAAUUUCUUUUGUCUCUUGGUCCUUAAUAUUCAUGAAUUAGGGCUAGGAUUCAAAAGAAAUUGACAAUCAACCUGGGUUAAAAAUUUAACUUUGACCUGUAACAGGUAUUUGGUUUAAAAGGGUUAAAAGUGAUAGUGACGAUCCUGCCAUAACUUGUUGGUCCCACUUGGAUUGAAGAAGUAAAGGAUCUUCAUCUGUUGCAAAUCAAAUGAAUACAGUAAUACAUAAAAUCAGGUGAUUUGUUGUUGCUCUUAUAAAGGAGAUUGAAAAUUUGGAUGGACUAGGUUUCACAUUUUGUGACAAUUUUUAAAAUUAAUUUGCUAAUAUUGCUAUAAAAUGCUGUAAGUUGUAAAGGGUGAAAAAAAUUAGUUUAUUGUCUGUUGUUUUUUUGAAGAUUCUGUGUUAUAUCAAAGUGUCUGUCAAAUAGUGUUCGUGUUUCAAAACAAUAAACAACAGCACUUGAUCUUAAGUGUUUUUAAUGCAGGAAAAUACACAUUAUUUUAAACAGUAAACAACAACAUUUUGUAAGAAUCUUUUAUACAAGAAAAUAUAAUGUUGUGGUUCAAUUUUAUCCUUGGUUCAAAUUUUCUUUUCUUUUGUUUUUGGGUAUGGUAAUGUAUGAUAAUAACAUGAUAAUGAGUUUGAAACAAAAGAAAAGAAAAUUUGAACCAAGGAUAAAACUGAACCACAACAUAAACUUUUGAAGUUAUAUUAGUUUCAGCAGACGUUAUAGCCACCUUUUCUCCUUUGCUUUGUAACAAAUUUUCAAGAUUGUCCCCUAGUUAACUUGAACUUGACAUCUUGGAGAGUUAUGAAGAUCUUUAGGAAAGGUGUGGUCAUGUUAUUUUACAUAUCUUUGUUGGGGAUCAUUUUCAUGGUGAUUUGAUAGAACUGGAGAUAUUUAUGCAUAAUUAUAAGUAUUAAUUUUAAUAAAACAGAGGCAUUGAUUAAACUUUUUUCAUAGUCAGAUAGCAAAAUUUGUAAUCUGUAACUUUGAAAAAUUUCAAUGUUUAAAUUGGUUUAUUUUUGUACAGCAAACACUGUAUAAACCUAUUACAUGUACACCAGUAACAUUUUAUUACAAAACCAUGACUCAAAAAAGAAAGAAAAGUAAAGAAUUUAGGACAGUCAAAAAAAAUCUCAAACUUGAUAUGUCAAAAAUGCAGUAAAGAGUAAGAAAUGUAAAGUUUAAUAUACUUUUUAACUUAUAAAACGUGUGCUAAAACUCUUAUUGUAAAGCCCUUGACUGUGUGAAAUAUCCUGCAUAACGCUUACGGUAAAUACAGUUAUCUAAUUACACAUUUACUACAUUAUUUUAUUAACAAUCAAUUCAUGGAGCUUUUAGUACAAGUGUAUCUGCUAUUCAUCCUGUUGAGGACCUUAUCACAUGAAUGGCAGUCUGUAACUACAAGAAAACACACAUCUGGUCAGAGGAUGAUUACAUAAUAGCUACUAGGUAGUUUGCUGUCUUUCUCAUAGCGACAGUGUCCAAAGCUGAGAAGAGAACUGGGAAUUCUUAAGUCUGUGGAUUAAUUUCUUUCAUUAUGGUUGUCUUUAUUUUUGGAAGUAAAAGGGGUAAAAUUUUUCUGUGGAAACAUGACUUUUUUCAAUUUUAUGGGUCAUAGGGUGAUCUUUGACUUUCAACUGGAAGCAAAGAUGUUAAUGUGGUAUAUCACUUUAUCAUCGAUAUCCUUUAUUCUAGGUGUCAAGGAAUGCUCUGAGUCAUAUGAAGAAGAUGACAUGGUACCGGAUAGUCAAAUGAUGGAGAAGGGUUAUCCUGAGUCUCGAACACCCUUACCAGCUAGAGGAGUAGAGCAGCCUGCAGAUCCAACAAUACAAAAGCUGGCUCAUCAGAUGCAGCUUGCUGGUGAUGCUCUUACAAGUCAAUAUGGAAGGCAUGUGACGGUAUGAACAAAUGUAAUGCUUUCCACAUAUUUGUAUAACAUGUAGUUUAAUUACAUUGCGUGGAAGAUAUUUUAAUAUGUAAUGGUUCAAUCAAAUCCUCGCUUUUAAUGUUAUUUUUUUUUCAUUUUGGGGUUAUGACAAUCAGGGUGCUGUAUGAUCAGCAAGGUUUUCUUGGGAGAAGUAGCUGUACUUACAAAAGCUUUGGAUAAUUAUUAUACAUGAGAGUUACUUCAAUCAGAGGUUACCGGUAAUAAUAGAAUUCAAACCAAGGAUUAAAUUGAACCACAUUGUAGUUUCCAAGUCCUUUAGAUUUGUAAGUUGGCGAAAGACCACACAAGUAACAACAGUCCAAUUAAUUAACAAUAUAUUAAUUGGCAAUUAUUGCUAAUUUUUGCUCAGAUUACAUGUAACUAUUAGGAGUGAUAUCAAUCGUUGAGAUACUAAUUCUGGGUUAAGAAAUUAUGGAAGUGCAGAUGGCCUGAGUGGAUUCUUAGCUCAUGGCUAUACCCCCUAACUUAAGAUAAUCAUAGAAGUGCUGACAUACCGCAUUUAUUUGACUGUAAGAUGAGUAGAAUCAGCAUGAACAAGAAUGAAAAAGAAAUAAAAAACACCCGCCUUUAAGCCGAGACCCAUUUAUUACAAGACUUUUAACUACGGGAAAACCUAACAUUAAUAUUUUGAAAAAAAUGUGACCUGCUCCAGGAAAGCGUACACUUAUGCUUUUCUGUUAAACGGGCAAAAACUAACAGCUGAUGAACGGCAUGUUAAGAUUGAGCCUUUCAAAGUGUUGUAAUGGUUUGAUUAAUGCUGUUAACAGGUGAACGAAAAUUUCUGAUGGCUUUUGAAAGUGUUCAAAUGAAUUGCCUUGAUUUUCUUGAGGGUUUGCUUGACGGGUUGACUAAACAACAUAAAUGGCUUACAUGAUCAAAGUUUUCGACAAUAUAUUGUUGUUUGGGUUUUUCACUGCUAUUAAUCUUUCUUUGUGUCUUCAUUGUAUUAAAAUGGUCCCAGAAAUUGCCUUUUAGUCAAAAUAAACCACAGCAAUUUGUGUAAAAAUCACCUUGCUUAUAGCCAAAUAAAUAUGGUAUUCCUUGUUUACAUGUUAGAAUGACACGAUCACUCUUUUGCUUUGAUAGGGAGUCCAGAGUCAUUUAGUCUCAUUUGUUCUGGAGAAUGCUGCUUCUUUGACGUACGAUAGGCUGAGUCAAGAGAUUGAUAACAUGGUGGGCAGAGAUAGGAAUUGGUCAAACUUUGUCAUGGCAAUGUGUCUCAGCAAACGGGUUGCUGAGGAAACAGCGAGAGCUUGUGGAGCAGUCACCGAUUACUUCAAACGCUACAUAAGUCAGUCAUAUAGUCGGGCAAUGCAACAAGCUGGAGGAAUGGUAGGAUCUUGCUUCAUAAUUUACUGUACAUCAUAUAAUUAUGUGAUUUUUAAGGUGGCUCAAGUGGAUUUUUUAGGGUGGAUACCUCCCAAGUUUGAGCAUUAACUACGUCGGCAUGAGUAAAGAUAUGGGAAAAAGGUUACCAUAACUGUAUUGUAUAAAGAUGAAAAUUUCCUUGAUUGUUGAGAGAAUUUGAUAUCUGAUCAAAGUAUUUUUCCUUUUGGCAUCAUUUUAUUAAUCCUCAUAACCUUUUCUCUUGAUUCUGCCAUGGUAACUUGCAAAAUUCCUGGAUGACAACAAUAAGGUGCUUAAGCAACAACGAAGGCGACAGCAACCAGAAUGGCAAAAAAGCAAUGGGUUUAUAUAAGCAAAACAACAACUUUUGAAUGUUCAUCACAUUUUUUUGUCCAUUUCAUAGCUGUUGUUGCUUGACUGCGACAUAAAACUUCCUUAUUUCAUGCGCCGGCCUUAGGGAGUAAGUGAACUCAACACAAAAAUUUUAUUUUUCUUUUGUUAAACUUAGAUACAGUCCUUACAGAUUUAGCCCCAGAAAAUUUCGCCAACAUUUGACAAAUUAAAUGAAUUGAAUGAGAACGAUGAAGUUUGAAAUAGUAGGAAUUCACUUUUUAAGUUACGUUGUCAGUUUGUUGUCAUCCAGAAAUUUUGCUACCAUGGCAACAUGACGUAACUACUUCUCCUCUCUAUUGCUGGGAGAUAAUUGAUGGUAGUCACUCUUGAGACCUAAAGGGUUAACAAUUUCCUUAUUCACCACUAAUAGAGGCACUUAACUUGCAAACACUGAACAUUGAUAUUUUCUUUUCUUUUAGGCACCAUUUGUAGAAUCCAGAGGUCGCCGCCAAUAAAAUUCAGGCAAGGCACGGUUAACCCAGCAAGUCAGAAAGACAUCUUCUGGAAAUCAAUAUUGUAUUUCAACCAGAGUGUUAGCUCAGUGCUUGAUAUGUUCAGUGGGAGCUCAUAUAAAAAAAUGCCAUGUAAUUAAAUUCUCCUUCUUCGUUAUUAUUGUCACUGAAAUACUGGCAGUUAACCUUUUUGGUUUGUAUGUUUUAUGUUCCCAAAUAUUCAGACCAUGUGAUGCUCUCAAGAGAAUUUGUCUUCUGUUUUUUUUAUAAGUUUGCACACAUAGAUGUAUGCAUGAUUUGGAUUAAUGAUGAAAUAGGAUUGAAACAGCUCUCUGGGGUAACUUCAUGUGAUCUAAAAUGGUAAAACAAAACAGGCAAGCUAAAAAGGUCUAUUGUUCCAAGAACCCCGACCUUCUAAGUUAAUCAACUUUAAUCAUAUCUGUCAGUGCAGAGUUUGUAGCUUUUAAAUUGGGAUUGCUAUCAUCAGUAAGUAUUUUGAAAGCCUUAAAAAUCUUAUUUUAUAAUCUCUUCAAGAAUAAGUUCUUGUAAGGGUCGAGCACUUGCUCUUUAACUUUAAAAUUAAACUUAGAAGUUGUGCCAUAAAAUUCUCUAUUUCAACACCCCACUCAAUGUGCAGUAUAAAUUAUGAUUUAUUAAUUAAUGCCUUGCACUCGGAAGAGUGCCUAAGUGGUGAACAGAAUAUUGAUCUUCUACAAUGCUUCACCUUACUGUCAGGAUAUCAUAAUUAGUGGGUAAAAAUUUUUUGGUUUCUGUUGAGGUGUUCUACAAAGCUGAGUUGUUCAAAGCACUGUUUGUGAGUCAGCAAAUACAGUUUGUGAGGAUUAUUACCAUAACACAGGGCUGUCUCUAAGGGGUGGGGCCCAGGGAUUUUUCCUGUCUACUAUGAGGAUGAUCCUUAGAUACUUUAAUAGGAAACAAAGAAAAAUAGAACCAAAAGAAUUUUCAUAGCUCAUCAAUUCCUUUCUAGUAACUGCAUAUACCUGGCAACAAGAAAUCUUAGAGACAGCCCUGGUAACAACUCAUUUUCCAAUAUUAGUGCUAAUCUCACUUCAAUCUCAUGGACCUAAUGGGCUAACUCAGUGUUGUAUCCAAUGCAAAUUUCCCGGGGUUAAGAUUCUUUGUGUAUUGUAUUUGCAUUAUAACGUGGCAUUCACAUUUAAAUGAUAUGGAAAUUCCUAAAACUAAACGUUUUAUUCCCAAAGGGUUUGAAUUUGGUACAACAUUGAGUUAGCUGAAUAGGUCUAUCCCAGGCCCUUGGUUUUCAAAAGAUGGAUAGCGGAAGUGUUGUUCAGAAGGUGAAUAAUGCAAUUAGUUUCCCAAAUAAUUAACCGCUGGAUGAUGAUUUAUCCGGUGGAUAGUGUUAUCCAAGGUUUGAACAACCAGGGCCUGGAUAGCUCAAUGGUUCCCUAAUAUUUAUCCAGUGGACUGUGACUUAUCCUGUGGAGUAGAGGCUCUCCAACGUUUGAACAAUAGGACCAGAUGUGCAAGAAGAAAUGAUGUAUUUUCCAAUCAGUUUCCAUUUAUUUUUUUUUGUAAUAUUUGCUUCUGCUUUACCCUCUCCAAGAGAGAUAUAUGCAUUUGAUGAAAGUGGUAGUCUUUUGUGGUAUGAAUCGAGUUCUUUUCUGCCACUGUACUCUUAUUUGGUUUCCAGGUUCUCUGUGAAAGAAGAAAAAAGAAACUGGAAACAAUGAAAAAGGACUGUUAGAUUUAAUGCAUUUCAGGUAUUCUUGUGUGCGAGGCCUGGAUAAGAGUAAAUUCGUACCUUUUAUAAUCAAAUGAUAAAAAAAGAAAUAAAGUAUUUGAAUGCUUCUUAAUUUUUUAAAUGAUGUGUGAAGAAGGGAAGUUGAUUAUAAGAAAGUUAAAAUACAACAGCUGGGGUCACUUUAAUAAAACUUUUACAAGUGUAGCUAUUGUUCUCAGACUCUAAAACAAUGGCUACAGUUCUAAAUUACACGUGUAAAAGUUUGAUUAAAUUGAUUCCAGGAUACAGUCUGUACCACUUAAUAGCAGUGUGUGUUAAGAUCUUGGGGGGUGGGGGUGGGGAGGUACUCCCUAUAAUGGCCUAUACGGGGAGGCUCCACCCGAAGAAAGGGUGUCACUUUCAAACAUAUUAGGUGGCGAAAGUGAAAAAUUCAUUUAAAUUCCAAAUCCCUUUUUGUAAAAUCAUAAGAUUUAAACAGUACUGUUCAAAAUUUCUGCCAAAGAGGUUUUAUUUGAAUGGUAACACCACAGCUUUUCAUCCAAAAGUGAAAAAUAUUAUUGCGAUCGAGUGGUUUGUUGCACUAGUGUUCCUAGGAAUACAGCCGUCUUACAGAUGUUACACGCGUGUCACGAAACGUGCCAGUGACAGGGAGUGAUGAGAAGCGGCUGUAUUCGCAGGGUUGGCACUUACCAAUUGCAGGUUCUUCCUUGCUUGGUUUUCCUGUGUACCCCUGGUCGGGGCGUUCCUGUUCGGCACGUCAGAUUUACAAUGCGGACGCCUAGCAGUUAAGAAGAGUGCCAGAUGUUCUGAGAAAUUCCACUUUUGAUCAUAAAACAACCAAAUGCCAAAUCAGGUGAAAACUGAUUAAUUGGUGUUUCAACAUUUUUUUUCCGUUUUUAGAAAAACUACUCUUCUAACUGCCAGGCGCCGAUUGGCUCUUUGCAGACGUCCGCCAAAACAGUUUUUUGCUGGAAAUCAUUAGAUCUAAAAAUAAAUUGCAACGGGAAAGGCUUGACUCAAGGUUAUAGCACAUAUGGAGGCUCCGGGUGAACGGCUUCUGUAACUGCGUGAAAAACGGUAACCGCUGAACUUUGAAAGGAGAGAUAGAGUAGGGUUACCCCUGGUGUGCAAUAAAGAAUUGAAUUGAAUUGAAUUGGGGUUACCUCUCCCCAGCUGUCAAUUUGUCUGCUGUUGCAUUCAAGUGCGGUCGCGUUGAUCACCUUUUACUUACUCAUUAUUCGAGUACUUCAGGGGGGCAAUUUGGUUGCUUAUUGGGGGAAAUGGGGUUCAAUUGAGAUUGAAAGAGAAAAGGUAUGCACAUGAGUUCAGGGGCACCUUGUUAUGGUAGUGGACUAUUUAGUGUUUGGCCCAGGGGCGGAUCUAGGGGGAGGGUGCAGGGGGUGCGCACUCCCCCCCCCCCCCUGAGAUGACCUCCGGUUUUCUAAUACAACUGGUAUUCCGCCAAAAAAAAAAAACUAUGUGGUUUAUUGGUGUUGAAGUAGAGCAGGAGACGAGUGCACCCUCUCCUAAAAAAAAUCCUGGAUCCGCCCCUGUGGCCACUUAUACUACUACAUGAUAAAUUUCUACAAUUUUAUUGUGUUAGAGCAGUGGUAUUUCAGCUUAAAUUGAAAUACCUACAUGAGAAAAUUACAAACCUUUUGCGGGUAGUAGUAUAAAUAAUAGCAUGAUUUGUUCGUGAUAUUUGGCAUAAAUACCACUCGUGAUAUUUCCAAAUUGUCUCAAAUUUCAAAAUAUCACUCGUGGUAUUUAUGCCAAAUAUCACUACAAAUCAUGCUAUUACCUAUACUCAGUGAUUCUUAUUCCUUCAGUCAUAUUUCAAUUUUUUUUUCACAACCCCUACAUCCAAAAUUUUUCAAUUUUACAUAAUUUUAAAUUUCUCCCCCUAAUUUUUAUUCAUUAAAACAAUGAAAAAAUCGUCCAAAAAUCCUCAUUUAUUGAAGCAAUGACUCUUAUCCUGUUGGGCCAUUUUUUGAUUGAAUGAAAUCUUCGCAAGAUUUGAACAGAACGGGCUGAAAUCUUUUGAGCAGGGGGCUCUUUUUUGGGUACAAGCUUUCGGGGGGUGGAUAUCUAGGAUAGUUUGGGUCUCCAAAUUUAUGAUUGUUCUAAAAAACAUCUCCCCAAAAUUGAUCCAACCAAACGUUCUAGAAAUGGGCCAGUUUUUAUACCCCUGUUCUAGAAGUCGCCCUAAAACUGAUUCCCCUAGUUCUAGAAAUGGGCCAAUUUUUUAUAAUCCGUUCUAGAAAGUUUGUAAAUUGAAAUAGCCCUGUUUUUUCUUUCUUUGUUCGACUUAUACAUCAAAGAAAUGUUUCUUCAUAAUCAGCAAAAUUUUAAACAGAAGAUAAAUCAGUAAUCCACAAGUUUUUUUAUACUCCAUUCCUAAAAACACCUUUAUUUAAAAAGAGUUUUGGUUCGAAAGGGUUCUUCGUUUUGCGAUAGAGGACGUUUGAAUUUCUAGGCUUUUGCGUGACGCGGCAUUUAGCUGGCGGCCACAACGGUUCUUAUGUGGGUUAAAAACAUUACCAAUUUUGGGAGAUUUUGCUGUCUAAACAUUCUUUGUCUCAGAAUAAAUAUCACUUUAAUAGUUUAUGAGUUUUUCAAGCGAUGAAUUAACGCAUUAGUAGGAAAAAUCAAAAACAGAUGUUUCUGUUGGUUUCCGGCGGCCAUAUUUGUGCCCCGCAAAGGGACACAAACAUGGCGUCGCCAUACAAAGCUUUGUAAAUUUGGGUAAAACGUUUUUCCUAAUAUCUCGCAUAUGAAAUAUCGCACAGACCUGAUUCUUGGCGAGGCCUUUUGCUUAUUUAUCUUCUUUUAUUUCCUAGAUUCGGGACUUUCUGUAUUGAAUGGUUUGCAAUUUUAUUUUUGAUUGCGUGACAGUGAAAACCGAGAAUAUGUAUGAUAACUGAAACAGGUUUCAAAUUCUCGUGGAACAUCACGUGGUCUAAAUUGGGAACUUUCCCUGAAGCUAUCAGGGGCAGUGCUAACAAAAUGCAUUGCUCCUUGAAAAUCGACAAAGGAAAGCUCUUAGGAUGACUUGGGAAAUCUAACGGAUAAGCUUAUCAAUGAAGUCCACAAAGCCUUGUUGCUAAAGGUUAUACUAUGCAGGUACAAGAAGGGCAGACGUUUUCCUCAAUGUUUGGGGAAAACGGUUCAAAAACCAUAAAAAGAACUCUAUAAGAUGUUUUCGUGUUACAAAUUUUUUUUUUCACAUGAUCGAAAUGAUAACUUGUUUAACAGAAAUAUGUCGGAAAAAUAUCAUUUCUGUGGCAAGAGUAAAGUCUUAAGGCGGGAACUGAGAGUCUUUGUUAGUGAAUUUCUAACAAGAAAACUAGUGUCAACUUUGUCGCCGGAGUUUGUUUUGUUAUUUACGCACAAAAAAAUUGAAUAGUCUAAAUAUAAGACCUGCUUGACAAAAUCCCAUUGAAAGUGUGAUAACCUGUUGACAGUAAACAUGCUCUAAAACAGAUACACAGUAAAAUGCACACAGAGCGGAAAUAACAAACCAUAAAAGUACAAGGAAAAUUUCCCCUUCUUUUCUCUGUGUGUUACUACUUAAAUGAACAGUGAAAAGGAAAACAACUAACUGCUAAAUCGUUUCAGGCGUUGAACCAAAAAGAUUCAGGCGACGCUACGUCAAAUCUUGAGAGUCAAAAGGCUCAUUCAAAACCACCUGUUGGACAGGGCGUGGUCCACACGUUACAACAAGAUACAAAAUACAUGUCCACCCCGAUUUUAUCGCACUGCUUUGGAAUUUAGUUUAUGAAAAAAGCACAUAUUUAAAGGUCCAUCUGUAUUUUUAUAAAUGAGAAAUUCUAUUCAAAUCAGUGAAUCGAGGCUGUUAUAAGCUGUUCAUUGUCGCUGAUGCCCUGAAAGCAGAAAACAUAACAUUGGUAGUAUGAAUUAUUAAUACACGAUCCUCGGUACGAAGCUAAUUAAAUUUUAAGCAACGCUGGUUUGCUUAAUGGAAUUCUGCCUGAUAGUCCAGAAAGCUGUUAUUCUUUAAUAAUCCAAGAACUAAGUAUUAGUCGGGAAGCACUCAUCAAGCGAAAACUUAAUUUUCUCACUCUGGCUUUGAGGAGAUUACUUUGACUUCAAACUCAACAACAACUAUCACAGCUCACAAGGAGACAGACAAGCCUGAUCUUUGAAUAUCCUGCAAGAUCACAUUUAUUAUUGCCCACGUAAUUAUUUUGCUGUCGGCAACGCUGGUAAGAAUUAUUUCUAUAUAUAAACACGUACAAGCUAAAAAUACCAAUUUUAAACAUGGUUAAUCGCUAAGCUCUCGUUUUAAAAACGACACAAAUUCGCUUAUUUGAGUCGAAGGACUAGCGUAAUUAUAUCAAUUAUAUCGUCUUUUUUCAGUGAGGAAGUUUCAUCUAGCUAUACAGUUAUCUCACAACAAAAUGCCGUCAAUGUUAAUGUAAUCAUAUAUUUAUAAACAGACGAUUUUGCUUUUACAGUUAGCGCUUUAAGUUCUUUUUAUUUUUCACCUGCAAGUUUUUCUGAGUUUUUCGUCGUACUGUAGGUCGAAAAAAAGGCAGUUUUUUCGUCUCCAAAAAAAAAACAAAAUUUUCCUUAAUGUUUAAAUUUACGAGCUAAGAAAACUUGUCGAUGAAACUUGUUUCUAGUAUAAAUGAUUUUUGUUAUAUCGGUGUUUAACAUUUGGUUAUUGCAAAUACACCGAAACUCCCUACGUUGUUGUGGAAGGAAAACCAGUACCAAAGUAUUCAAAGAUUCUAGUUGAACGCAGUUAUUUUAUUAAGCCUUUCCAGAAUCUAAGGUUGGCUUGUCCAGUCUGUACCUGUUAUGAACCAGCGUUAACACAAAAAUCCGUAUACGUGCCAUUUGAAUGCCAUUGUGAACAGCAUCUGCCUGAAGAGGGUCGAUAUGAACGGCAUACUAGAAAGUGACUAAUUAUGAUUUUCUAUAUCUGUCCGGAGUAGUUUCAUCAUAAGGAUUUCCCUGGUUGUAAGUACUGCCAAUGGUAAUUUUGGCUUUCAGAUCUUUUAAAUUGCACUCAAUACACCAAGCCUCUGCCUGCCUCGCCAAGGAAAAUUUGUGUUCACUCAACAAGUACAACUCUUCGUAAUGUUUCACGUGCGACAGGUACUACGGCCUAAACGCCUAUGAAAUCCGGUUUUAAUAUCUUCUUGAGUUUUGAAGUUUGUGGUUAAGUUUUAAAUUCUUUUCCCCUAGACUCAGUCCCCUGCCCCCCCCUUCCGAUGGGGACGGUGGCGAAUUAACUUUGGCGCUACCGUUAAUUAUGCCAUGGUUUAUUCUUUGUAAACCAUAGGCAAGGAGAGAAACAAAUUCUAACUUGCUCGAUUAUCCAUUUCCUUUGGUUUAACUGCGCUGGAGUUGUCUGUCUUGAUAGCUGACAAGGCUUAUUUCAUUUGUUUUUGUCUUUAUUGCACCAAUCCUUUUUCACGUUAAUAACCAUAAAAUUAUACAGUCGUACAAACCCUAGCCAAAGGUUGAUGUAAACAGCUGGCUUAACCGAUUUUUAUACCAUUCUGAAAUUGUUUUAUUGGGCUUUGUCACGCGCUCCUCCUCUACAUGAGCUGUCACGCAAUUUAGGAAAUUGGCUGCGAAUUACAAUUACUUUAAAACUGAGAGAACCAUAUUACACAUCCGGUACAAAAGAGGGCACAGAUUUCACAAAAUUUAGAAGAUAAACGCUGAAUUUUUUGUCUCUCAGAAGAAAUUUUAAGUUUCGUAGCAGCGAUUAAUAUAAAGGGCAACCACUAAAAGAAAUUGAUUUUAACUACCGUGACACAGUCUCCUUUCCGCAUUUUUUCGGCCUGUUAGCUCUUGUUCUGAAAGUUCAGCAUCAUCUUUAAGUAGAAACAAUAUAUAUUUGCAGUAAGAGCAGUGGAGUAAACUACAAAUUGUAAAUAGGCCUGAAACGAAGAGAAGUGGCACUGAGCUAGACUUUUAAUCAAUGUACGUGUGAUGGUGCAUGGAGGGAGGUAAUGCCGUGACUAACCUCUCGCGAGGUUAUUAGGUGUUUCCCUUUCCAGCAAUACUACAUUCAAUUUGCUGAAUCAUUCCCUAAAUUCAAAAUCACACGCAUUUCUUUAUGGAAAUUAAUUAAGGGGAAAAAAUAAACAGAAAUGAACACACAUGUUCAUAUGAUAAAGACCGAGUGACGGUUAAUAUAGAUACAGCGAAAAAACUGAACCGAACACAACGAAUAAUCCCUGCUGGACCCGGGGGGAAAUGCUCCAGAAAGUUUUGGGUGGAUAUGUGUCUCAUAGGCCCCAACUGAUACCCCGUUUUCCAUUCAGAAUGAUACACCAUUCCCAAAAAUAAACCGCUUCCUAGUGUUAUGUUCUUUAUAUUCUUUUUCAACCGCUGAUAUUUCACAACUACCAUGCACUGGAAAUGCUAUUUCUCGUUCUAAGAUGAGGAAACGUCUCGAAUUGUGGUACACACGGGUAUAGCUAAGGUAGUCUGUGGAGCCCCAUACCCCCUCCCUUACUUUGCCAGGUCAUGACUUCUUACACGAGCUUGUGGGAGAACGUCAUAUGACUUUCACUUAUCACAUGAUUAGCAGAAUCGUUUGCGUGUAAGCGCAUCACAGAAAUGCAGAAAUUUAUAUUUCAUUUCGUUCUUUGAUUGACGAACGUAUUUUUUAAAGCGGUUAAAACGAAGACAGACGUGGUCGACACAAGGGCGAUCGCGAGUACCACUAAUAUAAACGAAAUUCUGAUUGGUCUAUUCUGCGUCACAGGUUCUUUCCAGCAUUUCUAUUGGACGGUAUAAAAGCUUGUGAUAGAGGCGGGAAAGAAAAGCAACCAGCCUUGACAGAAUAAACUUCGCGCAAAGUUGAAGUGGAAGCGCUGCAUGGAAAAACCUCACAGGUAUGUAGUUACUAUGCACUCUGGCGGUAAAAUCUUGGCUUUGUACGCGUUACGAGUACGAAAGAACUGUCACGAUUUCGUGUUCUGGAGGACAGUUAUCAUAAUAUCCUUGAAAAGUUUCUUUGUUGUGGAAAACAACCGGCAAGGCAGCCGGCAAGCCGGUCGAAAGCCGGAGAGUUCUUUCAGAUAAACUUAAGUCUUUUGAUGAACUUUGAAAAUUUUUAAUAUUUAAUGUUGCUUUACUCUGUCCAGUUUAACUUCCUUCAAUGGUAAAAAUCUGUGUGUAGGUAAUUUUAGGUCAGACGUAGGAAAAACUGUAUGAGGUUAACGUAUAUUUUUUAUAUCAAGCUCAAAACAAUUUUUUUUUCGGCGGAUGGUGGGAAAUUUACGGAAAGAAAGCAUGUUUUCGAAACAUUGCAUGGAGUUAAGUCAAUAUUUAUCAAUCAAAUUUAACUAGUUUCCUGAACCAAUUUAAUUUUCAAGUUUCUCGCGGAUUACUUCCGUGGAGAAGAAAUCUCUUAGUUUAAUUAAUUAUUAAGUUUAUCAAACUGAUUUUUACUAACUCGGGGAAAUCUGUUCAGGAAUCGAAACGAGUGGAACGGUCACAGUACAAACAAAGCUGUGUGAGCUAACUUUAAAAUUUUGAAUUAAGCUCAAGUGAAAAAUAUUUCAAUAUUGUAUGUCCUCGGAUAAGUAAACUUGUUGGAAAAAAUGAAACUAAUACAUUCUUGACAUAGCUUUAGUUAUUUAUUGGCUCAAAAUUAAGUUUCAGAAACACGGCUUGUUUUCACUAUAUUUUAGCUGCCCUCGCAGUUUGAUUUCAUUUUCAUUAGUUCGAAGAUAAGACUUAUAUGAACUGAAUUAGUUUUCCUUUCAAUUUGACUUUACUAAUUCAACCUUAGGAGGCAACAUAAAUUCAUUGUGAAGUUAUUUAUAUCCAUAUAACAAACGUAUAUUUGUGACUUCGUGUAUUAAAUAUUUUAUUAGUUUACUCUGUAACUUAAAUAUAUAAUUAAAAAAUCAGUAAAUAUCAGUUUCUUUUUCGUAGUAUUUUUAUAAGGAAGUUAAAUUUGGACUUGCAACUAUGAGGUAUAAGUUUUAUUUAUCGUUUUUCCUCGGACUAAAGCGAGCUAAGAACAAAAAAGACGUCACAUUACAUAAGUUGCAGAUUCAAAGAAAAAUUAGAAAAAAAAUUUGCUUCAUAUUAUGAAUAUUAAUGAGGAACUUCAUCUAGCUGAGCUUUUCAAUAUGUUCAAACGUCAUGAAAAGUGUUUAUUAGCUUCCAUUUUGGACCUAUGGAAAUGCAGUUUAUUGAUUUGAUAUCUUGUAUAACAAAUGAAGGGAUUGAAGCCAGCAUGCAUAUUGCGAACAUAUUUUGAAAUUCAGGCUGCUAAAUUUACUGCCACUACAUCCUAAAACUCGUAUUGUUAACCCAUUCCCACUGGAAAUGUUUCCACUAAAACAAAGUCGUUUGAAACUUGAUUGGAGUGUCAAUGCCAUCGUCGCUUCAGAAUGUCUAAAAUCGUCGUUUCAUCAUUCGCAAUCGUCUGAUCGUAAAAUGCUCAUACAGAGUCUGAAACUUAGAACCACACACAAGACUUCUUUAAACUCGCUUCGGGAGGAGGAAAGUGUUGAAAGUAGCUGAAGUUGAAAGCUAGCAUAUUAGUAAGAUUAAGCGACGAGAACGCCGACGUCUCGGACGUCAUGAACAGCAACCUGAAGUUGGAUGUCUUGCUUGAUGGAACACUUUUGUCUCACACCAGAAUUUAAAUGCCUUUGUUUUAACUCUGAGCACUGAAAGAGAGAAAAUAUCUACUUCCGGUUGCCAUCUUUGCCGUCCGAGACGUCAACGUCCACGUUCUCAUUGCUGCUUGCGCUUAAGGUCUCUAAUUAUUAAUGUUGAAUGAAUGUGUGUUAAGUUUUUCAGCUAAGCUUCUCAAUGGGGCCAUCGCUGGUGUGGUGGGCGUUAGCUGUGUCUUCCCCUUGGACCUUGCUAAAACAAGGCUGCAGGAUCAGAGAAAUCUUGGAACUCAAAAGCAAUACAAGCAUUUGUAAGUACCCUUUUUUACUUGUCGAUAUCACUAAUUUUUCCAUUUUUUUCAAUGUUUACACUGUGUUUAAUUUUAGAGUGGACUGUUUGUGGAAAGUGACAAGAGCGGAAGGGAUACAGGGUCUUUACAAAGGUAAAAGGAAAAAAGGUUAACAAGUUUUAAUUUUGUGGCCUCAGUUCCUGGUAAAUGUUCUGGAAUGACUUUUUUCUUGUUUGUUUUUAUGUUAGGAAUGGGAGUGAAUCUAUUGCUUAUUAACCCAGAAAAAGCAAUAAAACUCGCUGUAAAUGAUCAAGUCAGGCAAAUGUACGGUGGUAAAAGGUAACUUCAAUCACUUUUGCAUGUUUUUGGUAAAUAACCUAAACAUUUCUUUGUUUGUUAAAAUUAUGCUCAAUUAGUAUCUCAUAAGCUUUUGUUUGGCUCGUAGCAUAUUUAAUGUUGUGGAAACUGACGCUUAAACAGGCUCCAUUUUCGUUAAUUCCUUUAAAACAGGUUUUCUUUUUUUUUCUUUAAGGCACACACUACCCUUAUCCAAAGAAAUGAUAGCUGGUGGAGUAGCUGGGUUUUGUCAGGUCUGCUUCGUUUUACUUCUAAAAGACGCAUUUUAAUACUGUCUGUGGUCCAGAUUCAAUUUCUAACUAUAACUAACUUUUUUUCGUGGUAACAGGUGAUUGUAACAACACCAAUGGAAAUGCUUAAAAUACAACUUCAAAUGGCAGGCACACAAAUCUCAGGUAAAUGUCUUGCUUGAAAAGGGGCGUCAACAGAAUCUGGGUGGAAGCGAAUCGGAUCAACCUCGAUCUGUAGCACACUAAAUGAAAAAAAAAGUUAGGGAUAGGGAGGAUUGACCCGAUCGAGUUCGAUCGAGGUUUUGUCAACGGCCUGUGAAAAAAUCUAUCAUCAGUAGUACAGAGCGCACCGCUAGGCCUCUUUUUUCAGCAGGAAUCUCAUUAAGGAGGGAGGAAUACAUUAACGCCGAUGAUGUCAUAGCCUUUCUCUCUAUCUGGUAAAUAAAAUGUGGGGGAGUCUCAUUCAAAUGAGGUCAUGUGGUUUAACCCGUUUUGAUUGGCGGACUAGCAAAAGUACUCAUUGGUUGAUUCAUCUUGUGAAAGGAAUAAGCGCUAACUCGCUUGUGCCUGUGAUAUAAACGUUACUGAGUCGUAACGUACUUAUGCAAGUUCUAUUUCCUGCCGUUUCUAUUGUACAUCGCAAACAAUAAAUAUGUAAAUCACCCGUACGAGUAGCCGUAACAACGGGUAGAUUGCCUCUUACCCCGGAGAAACGGCUAGGCUACCCGGUAGAAAGCUAACGCCCUGAUCACUUCUUGGAAAUUCCUUAAUAUCCUGCAGCUUUCUUCGAUCUGUUUAAUUCGUCAUAACAUAUUCAGCCUCAACCAAUGAUUUUUAAUUACCUUGCUUAUAGCGAGUCCUAGAGUUGCCAAAACCUCCUCUGCAGUGGCAGCCGCCAGUUCAAAUUUAAGAACGUUCGGCACCAACUCAAGUACACCCCCUAAAUCUGCGGCGAGAAUAGCACAGGAUCUAAUGAGAAGCAAAGGCAUCGGUGGAUUGUACAAAGGACUUGGAGCCACAUUAGCAAGGUGAACGAAACACUUUAUAAUUUACCUUAACUGCUUGCAAAGUUCUGCUAAUGCGCUUUGAUAAACUCAUUGAUCUUCCAUUGGCCUUCCAUUUUCAGGGACGUUCCUUUUUCCUGUAUCUACUUUCCACUAUUUGCCUUUUUCCGGCUUGAGGUUAGUGUCUUUGGCAGGAAAACUGUCAAUAAUUUAAUGAACUCCACGUUUUCUCAUUUUCCUGGAUUUUAUUCAAUUUUGCGGGGGAACCUCAAGAGUAAAUUAAUAAUUACGCAGCCAUCAACUAACAGAAUGCAUCUUUUUAGCCUGUGAAAGGCUGCUAAAAACAACUUGUAUGAUAUUGAUGGUUUUCCCUCACUGGGCAGUGGCGGAUACAGCCCUAGUGAUAAGGGGGGCGGCCAUUCAGACCCUGAGAUAAGGGGGAGGGGGUCAGUCUCACAUUAAUAUUUUUUCGGCCCUUUGGGCCUCAGUUUGGUCUAAAAAUAAACGGGAGGGGGGGCCUCCCCUGGAUCCGCCGCUGCUUAUUCAGCAGCUAUGUAAAUUUCUUGUAAUGAACGAAAGAGUUUAAUUCCCCCGAAUUUUCUGUUAUCCCAACAUGGCCCUCGUGUCCCCUUUUGUGAAAACGAUCUUAAUUGUUUUUCUUUAUUUCUUUAACAAAGUUUUUAAUAAAAGUUAACUAUAAAUUCUCGUGAAAUGCACGCAAUGAGGCUUACUGAUCAUCAUUAAAAAGACGUAUUGAUAAAGCCACUUUCUGUUUAGAUGAAGCCCGGUGGCGAUCAUAGUGAAAAUCCAGGACCCCUGCACUGUAUGAUGGCUGGCUGCUUGGCAGGUAAGUUUUCUAAUUCUCAUGGGCCUUUAAAUGACCUACUCACGUGAUGAUACAAAGAACGGUAGGAGGCUAGCAUCGUACAGUCUGGCCAUUAUUGAAAACCAAUCUCUAGUAGGUUUUAUUAAGUCUAGGAUAUCAAGUCCCUCGCUAAUACUAUUAACUGCCCACCGGUUUUGAUCACUUUUCCCAUGACAUUAAUGAUCACCAUCAAAGUCUUUUCCUCAAGUAGGGUUCGAGAUGGCAUCAAAUGACUGAGAGGGAAUCGGCCUGUGUUUGAAGUCCUUGACCUUCAUCUUCCCUCCCAUCCCCCCCCCCCGCCCCCUCUUAAGCGUAAAGAAAGUAGUUUAUCUGCUGCUGGAGUUUAGCCUUCCAGCAAACUCUCCAUUUGGGAGAUAUCGUGAAAUGUUAAGUGCGAGCGUCAAAGCGCCAGGAGCGGCCCUGCUGGCUUUGCCGCGUACUCGUGCAAUAUUGUGCGAAUCGCUUUCCUUGCCAAUCGAAAAGACAAUCUCGCUCGCAGGCUACUGGAGUUAGAUUGUGUUAAUCAACGCAGAUUCUCUAUGUAUACGUAGGAAUGAUAGGCAGUGUUACAGUGACACCAAUGGACGUAGUAAAGACCAGGCUUCAGGUGAUAAGGAGUGGCCAAGGAGAAGCGAUGUAUACCGGGUUUGUCGACUGCGUACACAAAACCUACUCCAACGAGGGCCUAAGGGCGUUCUAUAAAGGAGCAGUUCCCAGAAUGAUCGUGAUAGCUCCACUGUUUGGAAUAGCUCAGACAGUUUACUUCUUGGGAGUGGCAGAAAGAAUCAUGGGGCUUGAAGUAUGACGGGUCUAAAUGACUAAACAUACUUCGCAGUCUCAAACAUAACUAAUUAAGUAAAGGG